Molecule: messenger RNA, 930 nt
Organism: Penicillium subrubescens
Lineage: Eukaryota; Fungi; Ascomycota; Eurotiomycetes; Eurotiales; Aspergillaceae
Exons: 2
Coding region: 1-930 (309 amino acids)
Source: RefSeq, a predicted model, not a curated record
AUGCAUUUAUUCUCGGCUUCCUGGUGCCUUGCACUUGGGAUCUCUUUUACAACUAUAUUAUCAACAGCAGCGGCAAAAAAGCCAGUCGAUAAUAGACCAUCAAAACCAUUGUACACAUUCGAUCAGCUAUGGAAGCUUGAAAGGGGGUUCUGGGAUGCCUUUCUAUACCCUGCGAACACGAGACAGACCCAAGGCAACCAGUCAACCAUAUUCGCAGCUGAUGUGCAAGGUCGAGUGGACAUAACUCGUACCUUUGAUGGCGACGAGCUCAACCGCGAGUACAUUUUCGGUCUUUUCGCAGACCCCGCGCAUGUCAGUCUCGUUGGCGUUCCGAUCUCAUAUAGCAUUACUCAAUUCACCGCGAACGACAACAUUGCCAGUGCCACGACGGUAGUUACGUUCAACGCGACGACUUUCGGAGUCCUCGUUCCCGUCACAAUUGAUACAUGGAUCGAAUUCAACACGGAUGGAAAGAUCACUCAAUACGACGCCACCUUCCGUUGGUUCGAGUACCUCCUGGACUUCCUGAUCAAGGGGGUUGCGACAAAGAUGAACUCAACCUCCCCGGACCAAGCUGUUGCUUACGUCUCAGACAUACUGGCCAAGACUAUCUGCGCAACCCAUGACAAGUACUGUACUGGAUCGGACCAACAAUACAGUGACAGCAACGCAUGCUAUGAUUACUUAACCAAGUCCAUUCGAUUUGGCAAGAGCUACGAGCUUGGACGGAAUACGUUGCUGUGUCGCGAGGUGCAUGAGCAUAUGGUGCAGUUCCACCCGGACGUCCACUGCCCGCAUAUCGGACCAACUGGUGGUGGGUACUGCGUGGAUGACAUGAGUUACGGCCAGACUGUUUUGCAAAAGUAUUUCGACGACUCAUGGAUUCCAUUUGAUUAUGGAUCGGAUCAGAAUGUAUGGCUGAAAAGCUAA